AUGGAGGCCUCAACGGAGGACGGAGAGGAUAGUCGAUUGAGCUUAUCCCGAGAGUACUAUACCAUCUCCAUCGCUGUCGUCGUCAGUACGACCAAGUUCAUCGUCACCGUCGGGACUCUCCAGUUCUCCAACACCGCCAAGUCUCGCCACCAGAUGAAUCCUCUCAAACAAGACCGCUGCCCCGUAUUCUUGGUCUUUUGGGAUGCUUCUCGUGGCGAGCUCCGAUCGUGGCCGAUCACGUUUGGAAAGCCACAGCAGGGCGGUCGCCAAUGA
Molecule: messenger RNA, 273 nt
Organism: Aspergillus puulaauensis
Lineage: Eukaryota; Fungi; Ascomycota; Eurotiomycetes; Eurotiales; Aspergillaceae
Exons: 1
Coding region: 1-273 (90 amino acids)
Source: RefSeq, a predicted model, not a curated record